Saccoglossus kowalevskii is the source of this 1731-nucleotide messenger RNA. Its product is annotated as V-set and immunoglobulin domain-containing protein 1-like. Lineage: Eukaryota; Metazoa; Hemichordata; Enteropneusta; Harrimaniidae. Gene Ontology annotation, molecular function: cell adhesion molecule binding. Gene Ontology annotation, cellular component: cell-cell junction; external side of plasma membrane; plasma membrane. The record is from RefSeq and is a predicted model, not a curated record. Gene Ontology annotation, biological process: cellular response to lipopolysaccharide; cell-cell adhesion; T cell costimulation.
GGAUAAAGUUCGCGGUUACCUUUAGUUUAAACAAGCGGGACUAUUUCCGUCGGGGGCGGCGGAGUGGUACAAAUACUGCAGAUAAGAGAACAGCUUCAGAGAUAGAAACGUCCUCAGUUCCGAACACACGUUACCCACAACUGCUAUUUGGGAUUCCAUAAUUUAUUCUAUCACGAUGACAAAACUCACCGCACUUCUCGUGUUCUUAACAGCGUUUACAGUUUUUUCAAUACCAAACUCCGUGGCGUUAGAAGUGGAGACAGAUCCUUUACAUGAAGGUCUAGUCGACGAGAGCGUGGUACUUAAAUGUAGCUAUGAUGAACCGGCUAAGUUUGCAGACCAGUAUAUUUAUACGUGGAGUUACAUCACAGAAGGUUCCGAUAAAAUCACGAUCUUUAUAAACAAUGGUGGCGAGGAACAAUCCUUUGGUGAAUACGCUGGUAGGGUUUCAACGGCUGGAGAUUACGCUAGUCUGCAGAUUGACAACCUGGUGAUAUCAGACACUGGCAAUUAUGAAUGCGAUGUCGAUUUUUAUGUUUCUGGAGACCAGGGGGUUGCUACUACUCGGCUCCAAGUCUACCAAAUCGUGGAGAGUGUUGACAUCCUUGAUAUUGAACGCGGCGACUACGAGUUCGUCCAGAGCGGCGAGAUGUACACAGCUAUUUGUGAGGCUGAAAACGGAUUCCCUCCUGCUCGGCUUGAAUGGUAUAAGGAUGACGAACUUAUGUCGAACGGAAGUGAAAGCAUAUUAGACAACAUGGACGGUACUUACAACACACGCAGCGAAGUUAGCUUCAUAACUCUCUUCGAACACGAUGGUGCAGUAGUGAAAUGUCAGUCGAACCAAGAACCGGCAAUUAUGGACGCAUACAUUGACGACUAUUUCAUCUUAAGUGUCAGUGGCGCUGGUAUUACUAGUUUUAGUGUAGUUAUCUUAUUGGUGUCUUUGUUAUUCUCAAGUCUCUAAAUUGUAAAAGGUGCUGCAAAAUUAGACACAGCCCGGCAGAGAUCGUCACUUCUCUCCGUGUCAGAUGUUUUUACACUUUUUGAUUUCAACUCGUGAUUCUCCGAGUCGCAUAGCAACGCAUCGCUUUUGACUGUGUUUACAUUAAUUCAGCUGAUGAAAUAAUAAUAAUUUCAAUAAUUGUUAUAAUGUUACCUCCCUGAUUAUGGUUCGAUACCUUCUACGUUGCCGCUUUGAAUGAAAAGUACAUGUUUUUUUUUAUUUCUUUGGUAGGGUAGUCAUAGUCAAAAUUAUUUAAUAUGGAAUAUAUAGUCCUCCGAAUGUUUUGUCCGAAACACCUCUUUUUCUUGAAUUGUUUUUAAUUAAGUCUCACCAUUAAUUCAAUCUGGGCUGUAGAACAUUACUUUUCGAAAUUUAACAUGUGGACACCACGUGAUGUUGCACAGUUCUCUUACGUAACACUUUGCGUUAUAUAAAAAAAUAAUAGUACACCACGUGACCAAAACCACAAUUUUAUUUUACUUUCGUUUUUCAUAACGAUCAAUCCGUAGCUUAAUUCAGAGUUUGAGCCUUAUGUUUUUACACUUUUUACUAUGAUUUUCACUUGGGUUGGUUGGAAUCCAAUGACCUCUUACGACCUUAAAGAGAGAUUUCAUAUAUAAUUUACGUGGCAAUGCUUACUAUUAUGGCCACGUGGUCAGUUUACUAAAAUCAAGUUUAAACACCAAAGUUUUGUGAGUACCACGAUUCUUUAAUUGUGAAUGAUC